AUUGCCACUAGCACAAUCGGUUCGGUCGGUCGGGCAUCCGUCGAUAGAAUUGCACAUAUUUUUAUUUUUAUUGUUUAGAAAAAAGGAUCAAUCGUAAUUUCUAUUCAACAAACACCAAUUAUUAAAACAUAUUCACUUUAUAGUGAUAUAAACUUGGUGCAGUUUCUCGAUAAUUUCUUUGUUUCGUUAAUUCACCGAUGUGUAUUCAUCGGACUGUGAUGAAAUGUCAAAAAUUUUCGUGGAUUAGUGCCAAUGGUCAUGAAAUUUUUCUGCCGUGAAAAUUUUGUGAUGAAAGUGCAUUUGUGAACUAUUGACAUCAUAGAAUUUUGAACAGUUUGUGUGGUGAGCGCUUUUCAGCGGUAUUCGUGUGUGACAGUUGCAUGAUUUAACACAUUUCGAGAAAGUGAAGGGUGUUGGCGAUUGGUGAUCAACGGACAUGAGCUCCCCGCCCCCCGUCCAGUUGGAGGUGGAGGUUGGUGAUGAGUCUAUGGAGGACGACGCUGCUGACAUGAUUCCGGCAGAUAGGUUCACAUUGCCCGGGCGAGCUGACGCCGUGGUGGAGCUAUGGAGGUCCAAGAUGGAAGAAGGUGUGCUGGCACCAGCGCACUUCCUCGACCACUGGAGAGUCACAGUGCCGAGGAUAUACUCCCCACAACCUAAUAGGACUUGUUUAGAUUGGUCAUUCGACGAAGACUUAGCAGCCAAGCUGCUGAUCCAGCCGCUAGAACUGUUCGUGUGGGGCAACAGCGAUGGGUCACAGCCGCCACUGCCGCGCCGCUCCACGCUCUGCGGCCGCGUGUUCAAGCAGGGAGACCCUGCUUACAGCUGCAGGGAGUGUGGAAUGGACAACACAUGCGUGCUAUGCGUGGAAUGCUUCAAAGUAUCAGCACAUCGGCACCACAAGUACAAGAUGGGGCAGUCGAGCGGCGGCGGCUGCUGCGACUGCGGCGACACCGAGGCCUGGAAGAGAGAUCCCUUCUGCGAGCUGCAUGCUGCGUCAGAAGACGACAACCAAUCAGAGGCCACAAUCAAGCCCGACGUGAUAGAGCGAAUGAAGAUCGUCGCGUCUGUCUGUCUGACGUACUGCCUCAGGUUACUGACCCACGACCAUGCUCCGGGCUUGCCAAAUGAUUUAAGGCUAAAGGAUGCGGAGCGCGAUCUGCUGCAAAUCCUCGACCAGCCAGACUGCUACUGCACCGUGCUGUAUAACGACGAGACGCAUACCUUCGAUCAGGUCAUAACAACCCUAGUAAGAGUAACAAAAUGCAACCAGCGGGAUUCCUUAGAGCUCGUGAGUCUGAUCGACCGCGAGGGUCGAGCCCUCGUCAAGUGCAACUCCUUCCAAGUUUGUGAUAAACUCAAAACUGACAUCGAGAUCUGUACGGCGAUGUUCGAAAGGUUCACGUCGCGCCACGGGCCGAGCCUCAAGGUGCUGGUCAUGCACGCGCACGUCAUCGCCCACCAGACCUUCGCCAUGAAGCUGUUGCAUUGGCUACAAAACUUCGUGAGCCAAGAACCGAGUCUCCGUCUAGCAACCAGUCAAGUAGCCCUAGGUGAAGAAGUCUGGGGGGCCGGGGCUUCCGUGGGCGGGGGCGGCGGCGUCGCUUGCGGGGUCAUGCAGAAUGACUCGCGCAUGUGGAAGGCGGCUAGAACCGCGUGGCAUCGUCUACUGAUUGCUACAACACUGAUGGAUUAUACUACGAAGAGAACUAUGGCGAUUUUGUUUACUAAGAAUUAUGGUUCAAUCCUCAAGGACUUCAUCCGCGACGACCACGACCACUCGUUCUCGAUCUCAUCGCUAUCAGUCCAGCUGUACACGACGCCGACGCUCGCGCACCACCUCAUAGCUAAACACGACGCUCUCUUCGUCGUCAUGAACACUUUCGUCAGCGAGUGUAACAGGCGCUGCAGUAAUGGUCGUCUAGAAUUCGACCGGUCCCACGUGCCGAUGGCGUUCAAACGCGCCCAGUUCAUAUUAUACGACGUCAAGUACCUCCUGAGCUCAGUACCAGCUACCUUCGACGAUGAUCUGCGCAAAGGGUUCAUGCACGGCAUCUCGCUGAUGCUGAACCUGUUGGUCAUGAUGCAGGGGAUGGACUCUGUUGUGAGACAAGUUGGGCAACACAUGGAAUACGAGCCCGAAUGGGAGUCGGCUUUCAAUUUACACGUGAAGUUAGCUCACAGUAUCACGCUGUCGCUGGAGUGGUGCGCGGCGGAGAAGGCGCUGGCCACCGCCGUGUACCGCAUGGCGCUGCGCAAGCAUAGCGAGACUUAUACACCGCCGGCUAAGGUUGUACGGGAACUAGGCAACCAAAGCGGCUCAGUAAUCCCAUACGACGUAUCAGUGGAACCGGUCUCCAUCCACCGUCCCCUGUCCCGGUACAUCGCCGGGCUGCACCUGCUGCUGCACAAGCACGGGCUGUCGUACCACAGCCGCGAGUUCGACAGGCACGACCGACCCAAGCCCACGCCGGCUGAGCUUAUUGAACCAGUCCUACAAACAAUGGCCAUGAUAGGUCAAGUCCACGCCGGCAUGUGGCGCCGCAACGGCUUCGCGCUCAUCAACCAGCUGUACUUCUAUCAGAACGUCAAGUGUCGAGCCGAGAUGCUGGACAGAGAUGUCGUUAUGUUGCAGAUCGGCGCCUCUCUAAUCGAGAGCAACGAGUUCAUUAUCCACGUGCUGAACAAGUUCAACCUACUUGAGUGGGCGGCUCCCGACUUCGAACAGCGCAGUAUUGAAGACGAUACGCUAAGGCAUACUAUUAGCAUGCUUGAAGAAUUCUUGGGACUGCUGAUUACCAUCUAUGGUUCCCGAUACGUUCCCGGAGUAGGCGAGGUCACCAAUGAGGAUCGUACAAUGAAGGAGAUCAUACAAAUGCUGUGUGUCAAACCUAUGCCGCACUCUGAGUUAAACAGAUCACUACCCGAAGACCAGCUCCACGAAACUGGUCUAGAAGCCGUUAUCCACGAGGUCGCGGACUUCAUAAAACCCUCAGGAGGGAACAACCGAGGCGUUUAUAAGCUGAAACCGCAUCUGUACGACGAAUACGACACGUUCUUCUACCAUUAUACCAGGGAGGAACUGUCCAGGAGUGAGGAGGAGCAGAGGACUAGGAGGAAGGCUGCUGGUCUACCAGAAUGCUGUCCACCUCCCCCCCUACCGAAGCUAUCACCCCCAUUCCGCUUGCUAGCCAACUUACUGCAGAGCGAUUCAGUACACCAUGUUCUGAAGACUGUUCUAGAACGAGCACUGGACCUCAGGGCCAGGUCCUUCUCGGAGACUCAAGUGCAUAAGGCACUGCACCUAAUGGGUUACGCACUUCGCGACGAGGAGAGCGGUCACUACGAGUUCCUGCAGUUCGCCGAGAGCGCGGCGCGGGCGGGCCUGCUGCAGCUGCUGCAGAAGCUCGUCACCUCGCCCAGGGUCGAUGCUCAUCGACAGCUGGCCAGAUGGGUGCUUAAUAAGAUGAAGACACUAUUAGGCCAAAACGACGAAAACGUAGGAGAUGGAGAUAACAUGGAAACAGAUCAGGAAGAGAAACCCGCGUCUGAUGAAGCCGCUGAAGCGGAGAAGGCCCGUCGUGCGAAGUUAGCCGCGGAACGUCGCGCCAAAGUGAUGGCGCAAAUGAAGACGCAGAUGAACAACUUCAUAUCGAACAACGCCACGCUGUUCGAGGAGACCACUACUGAGGUAACGGCGGAAGAACAAGAGCUCCGGCCUCUAUACUGUGGCGCAGCGCUCGGCGUGUGGGGCGGCGGAGUGCCCGAGCCGCCGCGUGUCUGCAUCAUGUGUCAGGAAGAGGCUCGUGUAGAAUUACGAACGGAACCUUUAGUCCUGGUCGCGUUUGUCCAACAAUCGAGCGUGCUCUCCCGUCUUCGCCGCGGCGGUCAGGCUCGACUGCCGGCGGGCUGGCGCGCGGGCUGGCUGCCGGCGGGGCUGGGGCUGCAGCCGCACGUGUCCUCGUGCGGGCACGCGCUGCACGCCGCCUGCUGGCGCAACUACGUCGACAACGUGCAGGACAAGGAGAACAGGAGGCCCUACCGCGGCAGACAGCCAGCAGCCUUCGACGUCGAGAAGAAAGAAUACCUAUGUCCCCUCUGCGAGCGUCUCUGCAACACCGCCCUCCCCCUCCUCCCCGCCCCCACCAUGCCUCUCGGCACCCCUCCCCCCCUCACGGAGGAAAGCUACAACGAAUCCGUCAACCUGAUCCUCAAGCUCAAACACCAGGUCAGCUCCGAAGCUCUUCACAUUUGUACGGAGUUCUGCGAGGAAAUGCACUGUCAGGCUCGGGCCAGGAGUGUGGGAGCCAUGUCUUCGGACAUGGAAGACGAGACGGCGGAUGAGACGGAGGUCUACGUGUCUACUCAUUCGGAGAAUCUCUUGAAGCCGGAGUUUUUGGUGCACUUUGAAGGCGAUAUACCGCCGUAUAAUGAUAUGACUAAGGCUUUGAUUGAGGAUUUUGCUAAUAUACUCCCAAUCUCAGAAUACGGAGGCAUGGUAUCGAGUGCCGCCCUCUACCGGUCAACUUCCUACACAAUCUUCAGCACCAACGCCGUCUUACAAGCCGAAAACCGACCGUUACUCGGCGACCUACCCGCCAGACAUAGGGACACUCUCCAAGCCUUAAUCCGGCUAGCCGCUUCCUUACCGGCCGUCUGGUCUUCCCCCAAACACCUAUCACACCAUGCUUUAAGUACCUUAACCACUUUAGAAAGCACAUCUCCCUUAACUCAUGAACCUUUCGGUACUUUAGUUCCGCUAGUCCUGACAGCCCCGUCUCUCUUCUGCAAAGUUGCCAGCCCAGCCAGGCCUACCAACCUAGCCAAACAAAUCACCCUCCAAUGUUUCCGAGCAACCCUAGCUAGAGCACUACUUGUGAGGGACGUGACGUCAUGCAAGAGCCAGCCAAUGGAAGGCCAGGAAGACUUCAAAAACCCGGAUCUAGAAAACCUACUUCCAUUCAUGAAGGAGUUGAGAAAAGGUGUUCUAGAAGACGAUUUGAAUCCUGUGGAAGUUUGGCAGAACAUAAAGUCACAGUGCCAUACGUUCUUGCGUUGCUGUUGCUUGUUCUACCACUUCUUAAGUGACAUAAGCGCCCCUUCAGAACUAACUGUUGUUAACGGAGACACUUGGGAAAGCAUGUGCGGGUAUCUAGACAUGCCGACGACUUUCAAAGACUUAGUAGACACCCCUACAGCUAAAAAGAAGAUUACUGAAUGGGUUAACUUAUCUACGGAAUGGUUUAGCGGAGAUAUAGCACCUCACAUAGUUACUGAGCCCAAAGAGCCGCCAUCUUUAAUACCUUUGCCUGAAGAUUUUUCGGAGCUUAUGAAUCUAGUUUCGGAGUUCUCGUGCCCGAAUUCGGAGAGGGAAGACAGUAAGAAGCCGACCAUGUGUCUGGUUUGUGGGCAAAUAUUGUGCUCUCAGAGUUACUGCUGUCAAGCUGAUAUACCAAAGGUUGGUCGCGGGUCGGAGGUGCAGCGCGUGGGCGCGGUGGUGGCGCACUGCGUGUCGUGCGGCGGCGGCGCCGGCGUGUUCCUGCGCGUGAGGGACUGCGAGCUGCUGCUGCUCGCCGCCCCCGCCCGCGGCGCCAAGCUGCCGGCGCCCUACCUCGACUCCUACGGCGAGACCGACCAGGGUCUCCGUCGCGGCAACCCCCUGCACCUGUGCCCGUCCCGCUACGCGACACUGCGUACACUAUGGCUAUCGCACGGACUACACGAGCGCAUCGCCCGCGCACUCGACACCAACGUGCUCGUCACCACCACGUGGCAGAACUUGUGAUAGCCUUCUCCUGUCUCUAGUACUUCACAUCCUACUGCUGGUGAACGAGUGUCCCAGUCAGGUAACUACAGCUGGUACUCAUCCAUGGAGAAUGAAAUGAUGAGCGGAGAUGUCAUAACGCAAAAUCUCCUAAGAAAGUAGCGUCGCCAAUAUAAGAGUGUUCGGGCGACAAGGAACCCAUUAUUUUUGAAAUCAAAUCGCCAAUCAAUCAACAUCAAUGUUUGACAGAUGUCUGAGGGAAUCCGAACGCCUCGUUAGUUCCAGUAACCGAUCGUUUUGGUCACGCGUACCGUACGUUAUUUGACCUACAAGAAGGCGCUUGAACUUAACGUUAUGGCAUCUCCGCUCAUCUUUCCUUCUUCCGUGGUCCCAGCAACCAGGUUACUCCUACCUAGCUGGUUCUUAUUACACUGGAUAACAGCCUAUAGUUUACACUUGCCGGUUUCAUGGUCACACGUUUCAUGUAAUACUGGUGAAAUAUAUUUCUGUCAUAUUGAAAGUACGCAACUAACGUCCAAUUUCACCGACAAUGUGAACAUCAGUUUUCUUAAAACAACUGUUUCUAUGAAUUUUCAAGGAAAACAGUUGUGUUAAGAAAAACUAUUAUUUAUAAUGUCAGUGAACUUGGGCUUAGGCGCCAUUUUUUCAGUGGUAAAGUUCAUUCUGAUGCUCUUCUAAACUUAGUAUAGCAGUUGUAGGGUAUCGAACCUUAAAUGUAAAAGCCGAAAAUCCCGACUUGCCACAGAUUCAGUCGUUAUUAGGAAAGUCGUGACAUUUCUGCAAUUUUGAUUCUAAUAAAUGUUGAAUUCACGAAUAAGUCGCUGAUAAAAUGCAAUAUUUAUUCGAAACAAAAUUAAUCUUUAGCCUAUACCAAGUUAUUUUGCUUAGGGCAAGUUAGCUUCAAAGGUCUCAAAUUCCUAAAUUUUUGGCAUUAAGUGCCGGUGUUACAAGUGUUAUAAAAUAGUGUUAAUUUUGGCACAAAGACACAGUCCAGUUGUAAUCACUGUGAUUUUCUUUUAAAUAUGUGUUUUUAAUACUAACCAAUGAUGUUUCGAUAAUAGAUCUAAACUUAGAAUUAUAUUGAGUUGCGUACCCCUUUAUUUAUAAGUUUUUAGGUAGUCUAUUUACUGGCAGAGAAAUCUUCAAAAAUAGGUGCGAAAAUGCAAAUCACAAUUACUUUUGAUCAUUAUGGCACACCACUUGUUAUAUGCAGUUGACAGCUGUCAGUUUUUAAUGGAUGACUUACAGCUAUUGUCAACUGCACCAAAAAACGAUCAGACUGUAAGAUAUUGUUAUGAAUAAAGGGGUUUUCAGAAUAUCUGUCGUCGUCAAAAGAGGCGUAAUUACCCUCAUUCAAGAUGUAGUUACGCCUUUUUAAGAAUAUGCGUUAAAAAUGUAAAUGUGAUUCUUUUUUUAAAUCAGGUAUCCCGAUCCAUAGAUUAAACGUUAUAGUUUUAUAUUUAACGUUAAUUUUGCACAUUUAGCUGUAAACUAUGUUUUUAUUCUAUGCAUAUGUCAUUCUCAUUGUGAUUAUAGUACUCAAUAGAAAAAUGUAUUCCCAAAAGUAGAGGUCGAUAGUCAAUCGUUUAAAAAUCUAUAAAUUGUGUUUGUGUUUUUAAAGAUUGCACUAAAUUGAUCCAGUAUAAUAAUUUAGUGCAAUCUUUAAAAUAUUCUAGACAUUAUCAGCCUUACUACAAAAAUUUAAACUUUUACCUUUCCGACCCAUUUGUUCAAUACAUUAACACAUGUAACUGUAUGCCACUAUUAAAUACUAAAUAUUAUAAACAUUAUCAUAAUUUAGUUCCUAACAUAACAACAUUUUAAGAGCCUGUUCCACCACUUUCGGACAAGUACCCAUUAUAUUUCCAGCAGCCAGUAGUUUAUGUACUUCAGAUUUCAAUAAACAACCUAUCCAUCUAAAUUUUGUCAAUUCAAUCUGACCGAUUUAUCGCAAAAUAGUAGAUAGUUCGGUUAUUGAAAUCUGCAGGUUUCAAGGACAUUAGGUAUAAAAAGUGGUGGAAACAAGCUUUGAAUCUUAGUGCAAUCAUUUAUGUCGUGUUUCGCGUGUUUCAACAUAAUUUAGCUAGGUUUAUACAAAUUUUAAUAUUUUAGUUUUCUCUUUUAUGGCUAGUGUAAAAUGAUUCUUAAUACCACUCAUACUAUUGUUUGUUUAAGCACAUAGAUAUGUUCAACGAUGUCUUGUAAUUCAUACACCAGGUGUGCAGAAAUGUAGGAAGGUUCUGCACAAUCAUUUCUUAGGCUUAUAUUAUAACAAAGAAUUAUCGAUUAAAGAUCUAACGUACAAGAUUAUGGAAUUUUGAGAUUAAUGAUGGAUGUACUAGCUACUACUAUAAUUUGCUAGAUAUUUUCCACUCUUUCGAGUUAAAGAAAGUCGUUAUUAAAAAAAUCGACUUAACUCGAAAAUGUCGGGAUGAAAACUAGUAAUUUAUUAAUGUUAAAGUAUCCUUGAUUUGAGUCAGAACGCUUUGCCGUGUUUGUAUAUAUUUUUGUGAUAUAUUAAAUCUAUAUGUUUAGUUCCCAGCCCGUAGGACAGCUUUCAAGGGAAGAUUUGCGAUGAUAGGAAUAAUGGCUAGAUGUCUGUGUGACGGUCACUCUGCCUAUGGGCGGAUAAUGGAAGUUUUCACAUACUAAUAAUAAAUAUCGACGCGCAAUAUUCAUUAAUUAGUGGGUAUAAUGUGUGUUGAUUUGUAAUCACGUCUCUUAAAAUAUUAAACAUUUUUCGAUAAAAUAUUCGGAAAAUGUGUAGCUAGAUAAUAAAUCUAUUUUAUCGAAUUCUUCAAAGCUUUCGGCUUUUAAUUAAGAGAUAUUUGUAAUCGCAUAAAAUAAUGUUACAAAUCAAGACACUGCAUAUUUGUUGCCAAAUAGAAAAUACUCGAAUUUUUAUUAUACUAUUUGCCAAAGACUUUAUGUAAUAAAAAUGGUUUAGUUUAUUCUUAAUUGUUUUAGAUUGUAAAUUUUAUUGACAUUACAAGGAAAUUAAUUUAUCAUAAAUAUUACGUAUUAUUUCAAUAUUUUUACAAUUUAGUGCAAUUAAUGAAACUGGUUAUGCGUUUUGGCAAUAAAUAUGCUUAUCUUUUAGAUGUUAAAUCCCAAAUAUAUGUCGCCGGUAUAUUUUGUGUGUUUGUUAUGUGGCAACACCGAUCGUAAUACAUUAUUUAUAUAGUAUUACAGUAUGUGGCAGCUAGUUCCCGAUGUAUGGAACUUGUAUGGUUGUAACUUACGGCGAACGCUGUCUAUGUUCUCUUAUUAAAUAAAUUAAUAUAAUUGAAAUGAAAUUA
This is a messenger RNA of Helicoverpa armigera (cotton bollworm), 9084 nucleotides long. RefSeq names its product E3 ubiquitin-protein ligase UBR1 (gene Ubr1). Lineage: Eukaryota; Metazoa; Arthropoda; Insecta; Lepidoptera; Noctuidae. The transcript has 28 exons. The coding region runs from base 437 to 5785 and encodes 1782 amino acids. Gene Ontology annotation, biological process: ubiquitin-dependent protein catabolic process via the N-end rule pathway. The record is from RefSeq and is a predicted model, not a curated record. Gene Ontology annotation, molecular function: ubiquitin protein ligase activity; zinc ion binding.